AUGAUGUCCUUUUGCCACAAUGUCAUUAAUAUUUCUUGUGUGAAAAGCAGAUGGUCAAAUGAUGUCCGUGCUUCCCUGUACAGUUUAAUGGUGCUCAUAAUUCUGACCACACUCAUUGGCAAUCUGAUAGUCAUUAUUUCCAUAUCACACUUCAGGCAACUUCAUACCCCAACGAAUUGGCUCAUUCAUUCCAUGGCGACCGUGGAUUUUCUGCUGGGGUGCCUGGUCAUGCCUUAUAGUAUGGUGAGAUCUGUUGAGCACGGCUGGUACUUUGGAGAAGUCUUCUGUAAAAUUCACACCAGCACUGACAUUAUGCUGAGCUCGGCGUCUAUUUUCCACUUGUCCUUCAUUUCCAUUGACCGCUACUAUGCCGUGUGUGACCCACUGAGAUACAAAGCCAAGAUCAGUAUCUUGGUUAUUUUUGUGAUGAUCUUCAUUAGUUGGAGUGUCCCCGCUCUUUUUGCAUUUGGAAUGAUCUUUCUGGAGCUCAACUUCAAAGGAGCUGAAGAGAUAUAUUACAAGUACAUUCACUGUAUAGGAGGUUGCUCUGUCUUCUUUAGCAAAACAUCUGGGGUACUGGCCUUUAUGACUUCUUUCUAUAUACCUGGAUCUAUUAUGUUGUGUGUCUAUUCCAGAAUAUACUUCAUAGCUCAAGGACAGGCAAGAUCAAUUAAUGAUGCAGUUGGAUUGGAAGAGAAAAAUGGAAUGUCACAAAACAAAGAAAGGAAAGCUGCAAAGACUUUAGGGAUUGUGGUGGGAGUUUUCCUAAUAUGCUGGUGUCCUUUCUUUGUCUGCAUGGUCAUGGACCCUUUCCUGGACUAUGCUAUUCCACCCACCUUAAAUGAUGCAUUGGUCUGGUGUGGCUACCUGAACUCUACUUUCAAUCCAAUGGUUUAUGCAUUUUUCUACCCCUGGUUCAGAAAAGCACUGAAGAUGAUUCUAUGUGGUAAAAUUUUCCAAAAAGACUCUUGUAGGUAUAAACUAUUUUUAGAGUCACAUCCAUAG
Molecule: messenger RNA, 1005 nt
Organism: Puma concolor (puma)
Lineage: Eukaryota; Metazoa; Chordata; Mammalia; Carnivora; Felidae
Source: RefSeq, a predicted model, not a curated record